AUGGUUGAGCAACCUACCAUCCAAUCCGCAGACACAGAUGGCAACGGACCAGCGAAACGUCGACGAAGACCAGCAUUAUCAUGCGUCGAAUGUCGCAUGCGCAAGAAUCAAAGAUCACCUGAGGACGAUGCCUCCACAGGUCACAGCAACGGCCACGACCGAAAUCCGGCUCGCUCUUCUCCUGAGGCGCCCGAGCUUCCCAGUCAGUUUGAUGCAAUCGUCAAUCGUUAUGUGGCACCCGGGCUUCUUGGAGAAUGCGACGGCCAGCCAAAGCCUCUGCCCUCCAAUAGACCGGCUUUUAGCUUGAACUCGCACUCGGACUCUGCGCAAGCUUCUAUCAUCAACAGCUUGUUGGAUAGGAUUCAGGGUCUGGAAGAACGACUGGCGAGGGCUACUCUGAACGAUGACCCAAGGACUAGUACGUCGCCGGGACGGGAAAGUGCAAGUGACACAAGCGCCCAGUUUGUAAAGGCAAAGUACUAUGAAGUCAAGCGAAUGGCUCGCAUCAUCAAGGCCUCUCGCAUGUCGCAGCCUUCCAUUUCACCAGAACUACAGGCAUGCAUUCCUCCGAAGGAAAUCAGCGACGCAUUGGUGGAUUGUUAUCUCCGUACAUUCGAAGGUGUCUUUCGCGUACUACACGUACCUUCCUUUAGAAGAGUCUACGAUGCAUACUGGCUCGGCACCACGCCUGCAAAGCCGUCCAUUAUUCACAAGUUUCUACUGGUAUGCGCAAUUGCCGUGCCGUUCUACACCGGACCGGACCAAGCCAAGCUUCGCGUGUCAGCUGCGAAAUGGAUCCAAGCCGCAGCGGAAUGGCAGUACAUGGGCAUGCCGCCUAUGAUCUCGGUGAACGACUACGACACGAAGCCACCCUCCAACAUCAACGACGAAGAUAUGGGAAACGGCAUAGACACACCACUCGAUGUGAGGCCAGCAACUGUAUUCACGGACAGCAGCAUACAGAUUGCUUUUACACAGACCCUUCCCACACGCCUCGAGAUCAUUAGGGUAAUCAACAACCUGCGCUUCGAUCUAUCAUACGACGACGUAUUGCGUAUCGGCACCAAGCUCAUCAGCGUCUGUCGCGAGAAAAUGAUCUUCUUCAAAUCAGCAUUAGCAGCAGGACAAAACAUCACGCCGUUCCAGAUCAAGAUGUCCGAUACCCUAGUCCGACGCUUCGUCCUCUGCCUCCACCGCCCCUACUUCUCCAAAGCAAGCGAGAACCCACGCUAUCAUUACUCCCGGAAGAUAUGUCUCGACACAUCACUAGCGAUUUACGCGCCAGCAACUGAACUGGGACCAGGAGAAGAGGACGACUGGACGCGCAUGACGCAUCGAUGCGUGGGGUUCUUUAAGUCGUUCUUCCUCUACGCUAUGUCAACCGUGUACUACGAGCUCAACUCUCAGAUCAACGAAAGGAAAGAAGAAUUGGCGCUAUUCGCUCCUCUUGUAUGCACACGCCCAGCCGCAACGUCCCCCUCUACAGGGUUGACAUCCUUACCACCACAGUACCACGCCCUGCGUCAAGUCCUGGAAUCAUCCCGACACACAGCAGUCGCCCGCGUCCAAAACGGCGAGACAAACGCAAAAGGUGUCGUCUUUAUCAACUGCGCACUAGCACGCAUCGACUCUUUAAUAGCCGGCACCGACCCCGAAGCAGCUGUACUUGAAGCAGCAAAAUCAUCUACCAAAGAAAUGAGUCAGAUACUAGCAUCAGUAUACCGCGAAGAGCACGGCAAAGACAUCGACCUCAGUCCCUCCAGCAGCAGCUUCGCAGGGAGAGAGCAUGGUCGAGGCGAGGGCGCUGAUGAUGUUACUGGGAAGCAUCUACCUACUGGCACCGGCGCCCAGAGCGGCUGCAGUAACAUUACAGAUUUCCCUUAUUUCGACGGCACGAUGGACGGACUGAGUAUGCUAGAUAGCGAUCUGGGAGAUGUGAACAUGGGGUUGGAUAUCGAUAUCAAUGCGUACAUGCAGGGGCUACCCAUGGAUUCAGUGGAUGGUUUUUACUUUGGAAGGAGUCCGGAGUGGUUCUAUGAUCUUGAUGGGUGGGCUGCUGGUAGUAGUUUCGGCAACCCUGGAUUCGGUGUUUAG
Alternaria viburni is the source of this 2094-nucleotide messenger RNA. RefSeq lists its product as uncharacterized. The transcript has 4 exons. The record is from RefSeq and is a predicted model, not a curated record. Gene Ontology annotation, biological process: regulation of transcription by RNA polymerase II. Bases 1 to 2094 code for a protein of 697 amino acids. Lineage: Eukaryota; Fungi; Ascomycota; Dothideomycetes; Pleosporales; Pleosporaceae. Gene Ontology annotation, molecular function: RNA polymerase II cis-regulatory region sequence-specific DNA binding; DNA-binding transcription activator activity, RNA polymerase II-specific. Gene Ontology annotation, cellular component: nucleus.